AUGGCAUUCCUGCUCAGCCCAGUUGUCCGCUACAGCACUGAGCAGACCGUGGCGUUCCGGCUCAGCCCACAUCUCCCCAAUAGCACGGAGCAGAUUGCGGAGUUCUCACUCGGCUCACUCAUCCAUUACAGCACAAAGCAGAUUUUGGCGUUCCUGUUUGGCCUGUUUGUCCGCUACAGCACUGAGAGGAUCGCAGCAUUGACCGGAUCUCCAGGGUCUGCUGUCCCCGACGGUCCUCUGCAUCUAUUUCGGAAAAGAGCUGUAUCGUCCGUUCCUCCCUCUCUGAUCGACUGGUUCUGUCUCUCUCUGUCUCUCCAGGCUCUGCCCUAUUUUGACCGCCUGGAUUACGUGUCGAUGAUGUGUAACGAGCAGGCCUACUCGCUGGCUGUGGAGAAGCUGCUGAACAUCCGCCCGCCCCUCCGCGCCCAGUGGAUCCGAGUGCUGUUCGGGGAGCUCACGCGGAUCCUCAACCACAUCAUGGCGGUCACCACGCACGCGCUGGACAUCGGCGCCAUGACGCCCUUCUUCUGGAUGUUCGAGGAGAGGGAGAAGAUGUUCGAGUUCUACGAACGCGUGUCGGGAGCCAGAAUGCACGCCGCCUACGUGAGACCGGGCGGAGUCCAUCAGGACAUGCCACUGGGCCUGAUGGAUGACAUUUACGAGUUCUGUAAGAACUUCUCCAUACGGAUUGAUGAGGUGGAAGAGAUGCUGACGAACAACCGGAUCUGGAAGAACAGGACAGUGGACAUAGGCGUGGUGCCUGCAGAGGACGCUCUGAACUGGGGCUUCAGCGGUGUGAUGCUGAGAGGCUCGGGGAUCAAGUGGGACCUGCGCAAGUCUCAGCCCUACGACGUCUAUGACCAGGUGGAGUUCGACGUGCCCAUCGGGACCAACGGAGACUGCUACGACAGGUACCUGUGCCGGGUGGAGGAGAUGCGGCAGUCCCUCCGGAUCAUUCUGCAGUGCCUGAACAAGAUGCCCCCGGGGGAGAUCAAGGUGGACGACGCCAAGGUGGCCCCGCCCAAGCGGGAGGAGAUGAAGACCUCGAUGGAGGCGCUGAUCCACCACUUCAAGCUCUACACCGAGGGCUACCAGGUGCCCCCGGGGACUACGUACACGGCCAUAGAGGCCCCCAAGGGGGAGUUCGGCGUGUACCUGGUUUCGGACGGAUCCAGCCGCCCUUACCGCUGCAAGAUUAAAGCCCCUGGGUUCGCUCACCUGGCUGGGCUGGACAUGAUGGCGAAAGGGCACAUGCUUGCAGAUGUUGUAGCCAUAAUUGGAACCCAAGAUAUUGUGUUUGGAGAGGUGGAUCGUUGAGCGAAAUUGACUUCUUCCGCUCCAGUGCGAGCGGCCAGUCAGUCCUUUCUCCUCAUGCCAAGAGUGAGCAGUAUGUGAAUACACGCAGGAGCAUAUCUAAUAAAUAUUUUCUUUUGUGCCGAGUGAAAUGGU
Messenger RNA from Lepisosteus oculatus (spotted gar), 1449 nucleotides. NCBI's taxonomy places the organism in Eukaryota, Metazoa, Chordata, Actinopteri, Semionotiformes, Lepisosteidae. The record is from RefSeq and is a predicted model, not a curated record.